AUGGCAGUAUGUCUUCCCUCUUUAUCGGAUCUGAGGGCAGAACCUACCCUUAUGGAAAUCAACCAGGAGCUUCAGUUGCAGCUGGCAAAGUACAAGCAGGACUUCAGAGACCUCACAGAGAAAUUCCUCAUAUCCCAAGCUACUGCUUACUCCCUGGCCAACCAGCUACAGAAAUACAGUUCACCAGGAUUCCGGGGAAACCUGAGUCUGUGCUACAAGAUGGGUGACCAACAUGAGAUUGAUGAGUGUGAAGCAUGUAAGGACAUCGUUGAAUCCGUGCUGGGGGAGAAGCUGCUGUUUGAGGUGCGGAGGCCAGCAGAGAAGCCGGCAGAGAAGCCAACGCUUGAUGAAAGGCUGAGGACGUGUGACACCCUAAUUCGAAGUCAGGCAAGAGAGCUGACCCAGUUACGGCAGACACUACAGCAUGGGAAAGAUGACUCUGUCCUGCUCAAACAACACCUCAAGGACCUCCUCACCCACAAUGACCAGGGCAGCCACCAGGGGCAGGGCUUCCGAGAGAGACUGUCUGAGGGAUACCGACUGGCAGAGCGCAUUGCCUGCAAGCUCAGCCCAGAAAUUUACAAAGAUGACGACGAUGAACAAGCACAAGAAAAACUAUCUCCCAGCGAGAACUUGCAGGAGGAUGAAAAGAAGGUGGAGUUCCAGCAAUCCCAGGAAGAAUGUGUUUCAGUACCUUCAACUCUCCAGGAAGGUUCUGCCUGCAACCAGCCUUACAGUGAUGGAAAAUUUGCAUUUGAUGAAGAGAAUGUGGCAUCUGCCGUGGAUGGAGCCUGUGGCUGCUCUCACACUGAAGAGGAUGAAAUUCCAACUGGUCUCCCAGAAAACCAGAAUGAUCACGGUGACAUGAAAGGACCAGAGGUGGUUGCCCCGAGGAGCAAUGCCAUCUUCUCCCUUGAGGACGUGGAUGUCUCUUAUGCCCGGGAUGUACCCAAAAACCAGAAUGAUCACGGUGACAUGAAAGGACCAGAGGUGGUUGCCCCGAGGAGCAAUGCCAUCUUUUCUCUUGAGGACGUGGAUGUCUCUUAUGCCCAAGAUUUAACUAAAAAUCUCGCUGAUCUUAAAGAUGAGGAAGAUCAAGACAUCAUCUCUUCGAG
Molecule: messenger RNA, 1115 nt
Organism: Capra hircus (goat)
Lineage: Eukaryota; Metazoa; Chordata; Mammalia; Artiodactyla; Bovidae
Product: putative neuroblastoma breakpoint family member 5
Exons: 11
Source: RefSeq, a predicted model, not a curated record